AUGAAUAUGGCUGUCUCCAAUAGUAACACCGCAUCAAAUACCUCUAAUACAACUAGCAUGGCUGCUUCUUCCACUUCAACUGCUAUCAACAACACUAGUCGUAAUAAUAGCAACUAUAACGACGCCUUCUCCUCGGCUACCCCUUCCAUUUUUAUAAAUAAUCAAGUCUUCGCAGCUAGGAACAACUUUAAUGAUCAUGAUAAUACAUAUUCUAACCCUCCUUCAAUGAGUAUCAGUCCAACUAAUACCAUCAAUAAUAAUAUUCAUAAGCAAUUUUCCAAUAAUAGUAAUAAUAAUAAUAACAAUAACCAUCCCGGCUCUUUGCUCUCCACUUCCCCCUCCAAUAUCAGCAACGCUACAAAACUGAGAAGAGAUUCAAUAGCACAUUCUCAAGGAAUGGGUGGUGUCUCGUGGGGUUCAUUGACGAUCGGUUCCUGGCUGAAAGACGAAGUUAUGUUCAAUAGUAAUAACAAUAACAAUAAUGGUAACAACAUUAACAGUAUUAGUAAUAACUACAAUAGUAAUGGAAAUAUCACUUAUAGAAGACUAUCAACCAUUAAUAACUUGAGAACAAUCUCUUCAACCUCUCCACAUUCUGCUUAUCUUCCAAAUUUGGAAGAACAAUAUUGUAAAGAUUACUCUUGUUGUGGGCUUUCACUACCUGGUUUACAUGAUCUUCUAAAACAUUAUGAGGAAGCUCAUAUUAACAAUAAUAAUAAUAUUAUUACUGGUAAUAAUCAACUCAUAAAUCCAACAACAAACUCUCAUUCAAACGAUUUAUUCUCAAAAAAUCAAAAACAAAUCAGGAACGCCAAACCUUAUCCAACAACAACAACAACAAAUAUUACAACAACAGUACCGUCAUCUUCAACAUCUUCUACUAUAAUGGAAAAACAUAUCAUACAGCAACAAUUAAAACCGUCUCAAUUGAACCAUUCAUCAACGUUACAUCAUAACAAUAACGAUAAUAAUAGCAAGACAAAACAAACCGCAAAUACAAAUUCAAUCUUCUUAAAUGGCAAUGUUGUAGAUGCUGUAUCUACUAACGAUGUAUUCUUCCCAGUUAAUUCGAAUGUCAAAAUACCGACUACCACAAAUAAAAUGUAUUAUUCAUUCAAACCACAAUCACAAACUAAUAGUAAUAAGACAAUCAAUCUAGAUUUUAUGAACGAUGGUGAUUUAUCAAAAUUGUCACCUUUCCAUCAUACAAGACCGAUCGAAGAAUCCGAAGUCUCCGUAUCAGACUCCGAAGAAAGUGAAAUGGAUGAUGAUGAUGAAGAUGAUGAGGUAACAACAAGUACAUCUGCAACCACCCCAAUUACAAAUUCAAACAACAAUAACAUGCAUAAUACGAGCAGUCAUUCCAUGGAUACAAUAUUUAAAAAAACUGAUAAUUAUAUAGAUGAUCCAGCAAGAAGAUUGUACGUAAUGGAUCAUGAAGAGCAUAAACCAUUCAAAUGCCCAGUCAUUGGAUGUGAAAAGACGUAUAAGAAUCAAAACGGUUUGAAAUAUCAUAGGAUACAUGGUCAUCAGAAUCAAAAAUUGCAUGAGAAUCCAGAUGGAACUUUCUCCAUAUUAGAUCCUGAUUCAAAUGAGCCUUAUCCCGAUGGCAUGGGCUAUGAAAAGGAUAAACCUUAUCGUUGUGAGGUUUGUGGGAAACGUUAUAAAAAUCUGAACGGUUUGAAGUACCAUAGAGGUCAUUCCACUCAUUAA
Messenger RNA from Kazachstania africana CBS 2517, 1713 nucleotides. RefSeq names its product zinc-coordinating transcription factor SFP1 (gene SFP1). The record is from RefSeq and is a predicted model, not a curated record. The transcript has a single exon. Gene Ontology annotation, cellular component: nucleus. Lineage: Eukaryota; Fungi; Ascomycota; Saccharomycetes; Saccharomycetales; Saccharomycetaceae. The coding region runs from base 1 to 1713 and encodes 570 amino acids.